Messenger RNA from Rodentolepis nana, 1461 nucleotides. NCBI's taxonomy places the organism in Eukaryota, Metazoa, Platyhelminthes, Cestoda, Cyclophyllidea, Hymenolepididae. The record is from the annotation of a GenBank genome assembly.
AUGUCGAUAACUUACUCAAGUGCCAUCGCAACUGCUACUUAUGGUUCCUUCUUUCGCCUUCUUUGUCGUUGGAAAGGAAGUAUUUAUAAACUUAUUUGGGUUGAUUUACUAGUAUUUUCAAUUCUUUAUUCUACUAUUGCUUUAAUGUAUCAUUUAUCUCCUAUUUCAUCUCCAGGCCUUCUUGAAGCCCAUAAACAGAUUUUGAACUUUCUUGAUUAUGUUGAAUCAAUGUCGAAUUCCCUUCCAAUAUCAUUUAUUCUUGGCUUCUUUGUGACUCUUGUUGUCAAUCGAUGGAUCGAUCAGUUUAAUUACCUACCAACAUCAGACGGAGUUAGUCUAUUAACAUGUGCAUACAUUCAAAUCCCAUCCAAAAUAAGCAACAAAACUUCCUCUUUGAUUAUCGCUGAUGAAGUUGCAGUUAUUCGUCAAAGUAUUGCCAGAUAUAUUAAUUUGGCAGCUGUACUCUGUUUCCAAACCAUUGCUCCAAAUGUUAGAAAAGUUUACGAAAAUACUCAAAAUUAUAUAACCAGUGGAUUAAUGACAGAGAAAGAACACGAGUUCUUUGGACAAGUGGAUCCGCGCUAUCAUCCCUUCUACGUACCAUUGAUGUGGGCCAUCACUAUUGUCAAGCGUGCAAAAGUGCAUGGAUAUAUCGCUCAUGAACGUCAUAUGAAUGCAUUGAUUGACGAGAUACUGAAAUUUCGACGAUCUCUCUUCACUCUUCUCAAUUACGACAGUGUUCCAAUUCCUCUCGUUUAUACUCAAGUCGUGAACAUUGGCGUCUAUGCAAUAUUUAUAAUCUCACUUGUGAGUAGUCAAUUUCCUCGAGAGCUGCCAAACGUCCCCGGGUUCCAUCCAAAUGGGAGCCCCAUAUUUACUAAUGCAACUGAAACACACCAAAAACCGAAUCUCUACGUACCUGUCUUCUUCCUUCUUGGAAUCACAUUUUAUUUGGGAUGGCUCAAGGUAGCGCAGUCUCUACUGAAUCCGUUCGGUGACGAUGACGAAGAUUUUGAUCUUCUGCCUCUCAUGGAACGCAACCUGGCCAUUAGCCUGUGGAUGGUUGAUCUGCGUCACGGACUUCCGCACCAAGCACCCAAAAUUCAUCCAGAAGAGGGUCCAAUGACUUCUGCACAACAGCGUUUAUCCUUCGCCAAACCUACUGACACGCUCUUCUUUCGUCAGGUGGGUCCAAUCUCUGAGGCGAAUGAUGACCCAUUGAGUGAACUUCUCGCAUCAGCAGCACAAUUGUAUGUGCCUGAGACCUUGACUCCUGCUGGAACAAAUGAUGAACUAGAUCAAGCCCCUCAAUUAGGAUCGGCUGCUAUUGUAUUUGAGAGAAAGGAGAGUCGACGAAUAAGUUUGAGUGUAGGUGACUCCAUCGGAAGGAAGCAAUCGUCUAUGGCUGUGAGUCACAAUAUCAUUAAAAUAGCCUUUCUUAUUACAUUCAUCCUUAAUUGA